GAAGGGCGUCAAGAAGCUCGAGCCGGGCUCCUGUUUAGUGGUAGCUGCAGAUGGUCAGCUGGAUGUGCAGUCAUACUGGACGCUGCACCCUCCUUCCGUGGGAAGUCUGAGCGAGGAGGAAUGGGUUGAGAGGAUGCGAGCCGUCUGCACGGAGGCGAUCCGGCAGCAGCUGACAGCCUCCGACGUGUCUGUGGGCGUGCUUCUGUCUGGUGGACUGGACUCGUCACUCAUCGUGGCGCUUCUGUCAGAGGUGUGCGAAGCACGAUUGAAGACAUUUUCAAUCGGCUUCGAAGAUACGCCGGAAGAGUGUGGGCAGGAGUUCCAGUUUUCCGACAUGGUGGCAGAGCAGUACAACACACAGCAUGAGAAGAUCUGCAUUCCCAACGCAGAGGUACUAAGACGGCUUCCGGACGUCGUGAGGGCCAUGUCUGAGCCCAUGGUCGGACAGGAUGCCGUCUCCUUCUACCUUCUUGCGGAGAAGGUGCGGGAGAAGGUGAAAGUCGUCCUGUCGGGCCAAGGGGCCGAUGAGGUGUUUGCGGGCUACGAUUGGUAUCCCGCCAUGUCCAAAGCAGGCGGGCAAAUGAACGGAAAACACCAGUGCCCCGAGGAGGCGCUCAACGCUUUCGCUCCGCACUAUUUCGAUCGCAGCCACCAGGAGUGGCUGGAAUUGGUCGACCCGAGGCACCAUGUACAAGACGUGACCUCCCAGUACAUCUCCAAGCGGCUGACGGAGGGGAGUGCGAAAACUUUCCUUGGGCAGGUGCUCUCACUGGAUGUGACCACGCUGGCGGUCGACGACCCGGUGAAGCGUGUGGACAACAUGACAAUGAGUUGGGGACUAGAGGCGCGGGUCCCGUACUUGGACCACAAACUCGUUGAGGAGGCCAUGGCCGCGCCCGAUGAGUUAAAGCUGCGAAGCGGCGGAAAGUACCUCCUCAAGGCACUGGCGCGUGGCCGGUUGCCGGAAGCCAUUAUCCACAG
Messenger RNA from Symbiodinium pilosum, 981 nucleotides. NCBI's taxonomy places the organism in Eukaryota, Dinophyceae, Suessiales, Symbiodiniaceae. The record is from the annotation of a GenBank genome assembly.